This is a messenger RNA of Haliotis rubra (blacklip abalone), 1568 nucleotides long. RefSeq names its product neuronal acetylcholine receptor subunit beta-4-like. Gene Ontology annotation, molecular function: extracellular ligand-gated monoatomic ion channel activity; neurotransmitter receptor activity; transmembrane signaling receptor activity. Bases 211 to 1422 code for a protein of 403 amino acids. NCBI's taxonomy places the organism in Eukaryota, Metazoa, Mollusca, Gastropoda, Lepetellida, Haliotidae. Gene Ontology annotation, biological process: monoatomic ion transmembrane transport; nervous system process; signal transduction. The transcript is spliced from 7 exons. Gene Ontology annotation, cellular component: neuron projection; synapse; membrane. The record is from RefSeq and is a predicted model, not a curated record.
AAUCACAAUUGCCGACACAACGGUCCGAGAUCACGUGAAUCAAAGGACCUAGUCGACAUGUAUGUGAAACUGGCAUAAAUACAAACUGAACAAUGUCUUUCGUUCAGCCACAACGUGAACACGGCAACAUCGUGGCCGUUGCAACAUAGAAGGUCCUGGAAAGAAUCAUCCUUCUGCUGCGAUACUCUCCGUUAACACACAGUCAAGAGGAUGGGAAACCUUCCACUUUGCCUUCUGUUCUUCAUCCUCAUCUCCGUGGCACCUCUCUCAGCUAGAACCUUCUUGGAAGAUUACGGUGAUCUGAGGGAAAGUUUAGUCGAUGAGACCAAAUAUAAUUUCAAAGUGAGGCCAGCAAAUGAAACAGUCAUCAACAUCACUCUUGAUUUAACAACACUGAACAAACUGGACAUAGGAUCUCAGACGUUAACUUCCACAUUUCUGCUGUAUAUGUCAUGGAUUGAUGAGCGACUCACUUGGCCAUCAACGACUAACAUCAACUAUCUGAUAUACAGCAUCAAAGAGAUAUGGACACCAAAUCUUGUUAUUACAAAUUAUGUAAAUGACUUUGGACUGAUUGGGAUAUACGAAGACGGCCCCGUUCCUCUCAGGGUGUCCUAUGAGGGUCGAGUGGUGUGGACUCUCCGCGUGGCCACGACGACAACGUGUCAGGCCGACAUUACGUAUUAUCCGUACGACACUCAGACGUGUCAGGUUCAAAUCAUGGAAUGGGCACAUCCAUUCAAUGAAGUGGAUCUUGUGCCGGAGGGGAUUGAAAGCAGUUCCUUCCAAAGCGACGGCGAAUGGGAGUUACUAAAUGCAUCUUUGGAAAGUGCUGGAGAUAUCGGUGCACACAAUUCAACUUAUAAAAAGAUUAAGUAUACAUUCCACUUCCAGAGGCAGUUCCAGUGGUACAUUCCGUUGAUGAUGAUACCAUUGGGAGUUCUGUCGCUGCUGAUGCCUGGCGUGUUCCUGGUGCCAGUGGAGACCGGAGAGAAGAUGUCCUACGCUCUUACAGUGAUGCUGUCAUUUACGGUGAUCAGUUCUUUUCUGUUUGAAACACUACCAACCGUCUCAGUCAACUACUCCUUGUUAGGCGUCUACAUUUCUGCGACGAUGACGUGCGGUGCCCUGAUGAUCGUUUUUUCACUGGUAGUGCUCUUUUUCAACCACCCUGCUGAUGACAACGACCGCAUGCGAACUGUGAAGGCACUUGAUAUUUGUGCUUUUAGUUUCUUCUUUAGCCUGAUGGUACUUAUGAUGAUCUGUUUUCUGCUUAUUUUGAAUCAUCCUAUUGCUGACAAGAACGUUAGUGUUCUUGGAAUAAUGCUUGGUGUUCCCAUUGUAGCCAGCGUUGCCAUAUGUUUGGUUGUAAUCAUAUGUGCCUGUCGAAGAAGUUCCCAUAUCAAGGAUACAGGAACGUGAAAAAAGGAAAAGUGAACCUUUGCUGCAUUGCAUUGUAGAGACUUGUCGUGUCCACAUGUACACAUUGUAUGAACACUUCCGCUUACGCACAAACGCACAUUGCAUCUCACAAAUCAGUUUGUGGAAUGCAUUUGAAACUUUGGUUC